CUUCGUCCCGCCCCGCUUGCUAGAGCUCACGGGGCGCAGGCGCAGGCGCAGAUCAAAGCAUCUCGUUUCCUAGCAACGGGAGCCAGUGCGGAGAACAGCCCCAACUCUCACUGCAGCGCCUCCCGGUGGCAGUCUGCUGUAUCGGGGCUUCCUGAUCUCCCCUUUACAUCCCCUUUAAACCUCUUUGGUCAUUGCUUCUCAACUCCUGGCUCCCUGCUUCCUCCCCAUUGCAAAAAGGGUGGCUCCACUUCCCUCCUCUGUUAUCCCUCCUCCCCGCGACCUUCACCCCACUCUUGGUUCCAGUAUCCUCAAGGGCUCCAGAGGUGCUUUUUCUUCCUUCUCUCCUUCUACCCCGGUUUUCAGUCUCCACUCCGCUAAAGGAAACCAUGCACGGAGGUAACAAGACAGCUGUUCCUGCUCAGACCCCUGUGGGUAUCUGCAUCUCUGAUACCCUCAUUGCCAAGCGGAACUUGGCUUUCACAAAAGAGGAGGAUCCUUCGGAGGUGACGCCUCAGGCUCUUGCUAUGCUGCAGACUGUUCGGCUAGAUCGAGAGGGCAUUGGCUAUAUUGGAAACCUGGAGUCCCUCCAAGCCCUUCACAGCCUCUACCUCCAAGAGAAUGAGAUCCAACGAAUUGAGAACUUAGACUGCCUGCCUUGCUUGCGCUUUCUAACUCUGGCAGGAAACAAGAUCCAACAUGUAGAAAACCUUCAUGGUCUCCAGCAGCUGCAGCUCUUGGACUUGUCCCACAACAAAAUUGCAACAUUGCAACUAGCUGAGCUUCCCCAGAAACUCCUAGUCCUUAAUCUUUCUGGGAACGAUUGUACCAAGCAGGAUGGCUACAGGGAAAUGGUGAUAGAGUUCUUACCCCAGCUUCUGGAUCUAGAUGGUGAGACAGUGCCCGGUUGGGAGGACCAGGAGGAGGAGGAGCACAAAGGGACAGACACCCAGGAUGAGUUCCCAGAGUUAAGUGGCCCCUUCUGUGCAGAACGAGGCUUUUUCCAGGAACUAGAACAGGAAUUGGCCAGAAACAGGGACAGAAGAAUAAGAAAGGCCCUGAUGGAGCAUGACAUGAGGAUGGCAUUGAAGCCUGUGAUCACUGAUCUCUCACUGCUGCCAGGGGCCCCUUCACCUAAGAGCCACAGUCCAUCCUCAGUGGCCAAGCAAAACACAGCAGAGACCAAGCCCACUACCACUUCCCCUGGGAAACCUUCUGCCAUCAAGAAACCCCAUGGACUAGACAGCCAGCAGCCAAGCCACACUGUCCAGAUGGACAAAAAAGGGAGACUGACCACCAGCACCCAAGCCAAAGCUCAAGGCACUACCAGAACAGCAACCAUCAAGGCCAAGAAGUGAAAGGCCACAGCCUCGUUAUACCCUACGGGAAGAAUAAAAGAUGGGGAAUAAGAGAAAUAGAGUCUUUAAAUUCUCAUUCCUUGACUGAAGUUCAUUCUAAUAAAGAAUAUCUGGUUCCUAA
Sarcophilus harrisii (Tasmanian devil) is the source of this 1476-nucleotide messenger RNA. It is a transcript of the gene LRRC46, whose product is annotated as leucine rich repeat containing 46. The transcript has 8 exons. The record is from RefSeq and is a predicted model, not a curated record. NCBI's taxonomy places the organism in Eukaryota, Metazoa, Chordata, Mammalia, Dasyuromorphia, Dasyuridae. Gene Ontology annotation, molecular function: protein binding. Bases 387 to 1355 code for a protein of 322 amino acids.